UUUUCGAAAAAACCCGAACGAACUUAUUUUUACUCCUAAUAAAACGAUCUGUCCGACCCACGCAUCGAAUUUCAACUUCAAUAGCCCUGUUUGUAUUUCCCCGUACGGUAUCACAUAUCAAUGAAAAGAUCAUUGACAUUUUCCCUGCCCAAAUAUAAUUUUUAUGAUCAACCCGACUUUGUAGAUUCCUAUCCAGAGGGGGAAAUGCGAAACGCUUCAUGUUGAUUUGUCAUGCGGAAGAUAAGGGCGACGCUCAAUUGAUUGAAUCUUUAUCUUCACCAUAAUGUGUUAAAUCAGUAAAAGAGCAACACGUUAUGACCGAAUACCCGAUUAUCCCCUUAGUUUUGUUAUCGUAUUCACUAUGUACCGUAUACUCACGGGUUAUACAUCUCCAAAACUCCAAAAACCAAUUCAAAAUCAAUGUGAACGGAAAUGAUGAAAGCGCAACAGUUGCAGCAUACGAAUAUUAUAGGGGAAACAGUAGCAUAAAACACCACGAGGUAAAAAGGAACGAAAAUCCUGUUCGUAAAACUGAGCACACUAUCAAUAUCACAUUAGCUUCCUCGUUCGAGAAACAGAAAAAAUAUGAGGAUAAAAAAUUAUCUAACUGUUUGAAGGUUACUUGCGAGAGAAAUACUUCUUAUGAAAUAUGUUUUUCACGAGGAAAUUUGAGGAGGCGUCAGGUCAAGAAACGGAUGAAAAACAAAUUAUGUGAAAAUUCAAUGGUCCAGGAUGGAUCGAAAACAGAAAUUCAUUCACCAAACGUGAAACCUUUCACAUCGUACGGUACAUCUAACAAUACGGAAUUGAAAAAACGAUGUUGCAGACACCACCUCAAAUUCUAUUUCAAGUAUUUCCCAGUUUUACAGACUUACCAAGUCGAACUUCUGGAAUCUAUAGAAAAAAAUAUCAUACUUUCAACCAUACUGGACGUAAGCUUCACAAUGUCGAUUUUUUCCCUAAUUUUUUUGACCAUGACAAUAUCGAGAAAACUGAGGGAGGAGAGAGGAAACAUAAUCCUGAUUCAUUUCUGCAUUUCGAUCAUCGUACAAAUUAUAUUGAGUAUUAUUAUAUGUCGAUUUGAGAUGGACGUUACCGCAUCAAAAAUAAUGAGUUUCACUUUUCAAUAUUUCACUUUGGUGGAGUUCGCCUGGACGUCAGUGAUUGCAUUCACACAAUACAGAAGGUACGUUACAAUCAUAUACUGCGACCAAAGCUAUUCGAUCGCGAAAAUAUCCACCGUAGUUUACAUCAGUUCAGCCAUCCCAAUAGCAGUCAGGGCAAUAUGGGAUCCCGAUCAUAGCAAAUUUAUGACCUACCUAACGUUCAGCCUUCCACAGUUUAUAACAUUGAUCAUAAAUUUCGUUAUACUCUUUUUGAUAACUAGGAAUAUAAUGUGUGUUAGAGCUUGGUAUCCUCACCAGAAAAGAGGCGUAUCACGGGAGGCUAAAUUGGUGUUUACGCUUUUUUUGAUACUGGAUUUAGGCUGGAUCAUAGCGCUGUUAGCUAUUUUGACAUCGAACAUAUUAUUCGCAUAUAUUUUCAUCUACACUCAAUCUUUACAAGGAUUCGUACUGUUCUUCGCAUUCAUCGUUAUGAAUAGAUGUAAUCGGGAAAUUCUUAAGAAGAAAUUGACAAAUUGUGGCAAAGAAAAGAGUGAAAUUUCUUCGAGACGUGAAACACCUGCAGUGAUUCACCAGUUAUCCCCAUCCGGUUUAUACGAAUUCAUUUGAAAGAAAUGAGAUAACUCUUCUUUUACUUAUUCUUAUACUGUCCAUUUGAUCUAACUCCACUUUCAGUUUGUAUGGAAAUUAGUUAGUUAUUAUGUAAAUUGAUCUUGAGAAUCAAGAUAUGCGUGGGACGAGAACGAUAAAAAUGUUUAUAUUCAUAUUCGGUCCAUGAAUCCAAACAUUGUGGGAAAUUAGAAGAAAUUAAACGAAUGGUAAAGAUAAUUUAAUGAGA
Molecule: messenger RNA, 1962 nt
Organism: Coccinella septempunctata (seven-spotted ladybird)
Lineage: Eukaryota; Metazoa; Arthropoda; Insecta; Coleoptera; Coccinellidae
Product: adhesion G-protein coupled receptor D1-like
Exons: 2
Coding region: 315-1733 (472 amino acids)
Biological process (GO): cell surface receptor signaling pathway
Cellular component (GO): membrane
Molecular function (GO): transmembrane signaling receptor activity
Source: RefSeq, a predicted model, not a curated record